Molecule: messenger RNA, 2961 nt
Organism: Dunckerocampus dactyliophorus (ringed pipefish)
Lineage: Eukaryota; Metazoa; Chordata; Actinopteri; Syngnathiformes; Syngnathidae
Gene: txnrd3
Product: thioredoxin reductase 3
Exons: 16
Coding region: 304-2106 (600 amino acids)
Biological process (GO): cell redox homeostasis; cellular response to oxidative stress; glutathione metabolic process
Cellular component (GO): cytosol; mitochondrion
Molecular function (GO): thioredoxin-disulfide reductase (NADPH) activity; glutathione-disulfide reductase (NADPH) activity; flavin adenine dinucleotide binding
Source: RefSeq, a predicted model, not a curated record
AUCCUGACAAAAGCAGGACUGGUCGACGGUGGAGGGAGCAUUAUAAAUCGAGUGCACUAUACUGAUGACGAUAAACCAUAAGGAGUAGGUUUGGCGCAUUCAAGCGCGGUUUUGGGGUUGGAGGCGAAGGGAAGCUGUCAGUCCGGUUAUCUGGCACGAUAGUCCUUUUAAAAGAAAGCUACAGAAAGAUAUUUUCGUAUAUUUAUCCAAAGAAAGUUUGUAGCGUGUCAUUUUUUCUUCUUGCGUACACCGGCCGUCCAUCGACGCGUGCCUUGAGCAGGCUUGGACGGAAAUAGAUUGAAAAUGCCUCCCAUCGAAAAUGACACCGGGAAGAAUGACCUCAAAACCCGAAUACAGUCGCUCAUUGACUCCAACCAGGUGAUGGUUUUCAGCAAAAGUUACUGCCCGUAUUGUGUGAAGGUAAAAGACUUGUUCAAAGAGCUCAAAGUGGAGUGUAACGUGGUGGAGUUGGAUCUCAUAGAGGAUGGAACCAACUACAUGGAAAUGCUCCUUGAGAUGACUGGACAGAAAACCGUUCCUAAUGUCUUCAUCAACAAAAAGCAUGUUGGUGGCUGUGACAAAACAAUGCAGGCCCAUAAAGACGGUCGUCUUCAGCAGCUUUUGAACGCAGAAAGUGAAGCCUAUGACUACGACCUUAUUGUCAUUGGAGGAGGAUCUGGAGGCCUGUCCUGUUCAAAGGAAGCUGCGAUUUUGGGGAAAAGGGUCAUGGUUUUGGACUACGUUGUUCCCACGCCUAAAGGAACCACUUGGGGUCUAGGGGGAACAUGCGUGAAUGUUGGCUGCAUUCCCAAGAAACUGAUGCAUCAGACUGCCAUGCUGGCCACAGCCAUGCAGGACGCACGCAAAUAUGGAUGGGAAUUUGAUGAAAAUGUCAAACACAACUGGGAGACCAUGAAGACGGCAGUCAACAACUACAUCGGCUCACUAAAUUGGGGCUACAGGGUGGCGCUGAGGGACAAGAACGUCAACUAUGUCAAUGCCUACGCUGAAUUUGUAGAGCCACACAAGAUCAAGGCAGUAAACAAACGAGGAAAAGAGACAUUUUACACUGCAGCCAAGUUCGUCUUGGCAACAGGCGAAAGGCCGCGCUACAUGGGCAUUCCUGGAGACAAGGAACACUGCAUCACAAGUGAUGAUCUCUUCUCCUUACCUUACUGCCCUGGGAAGACCCUGGUAAUUGGGGCAUCUUAUGUCGCUCUGGAGUGUGGCGGCUUCCUUGCUGGCCUGGGUCUUGAUGUCACUAUUAUGGUGCGCUCCAUUCUGCUGAGGGGCUUUGACCAGGAGAUGGCCAACCGUGCUGGUGAACACAUGGAGGAGCACGGCGUCAAAUUCAUCCGUAAAUUUGUCCCCGUGAAGAUCGAGGAGCUGGAAGCAGGCAGCCCCGGCAGACUGAAGGUGACAGCGAAGUCCACCGAGACUGAUGAGCUCAUCGAGGGAGAGUACAACACUGUAUUAAUAGCAGUGGGCCGAGACGCAUGCACUGACAAGAUUGGCCUGGACAAGAUAGGCGUCAAAGUUAACCCAAAGAAUGGCAAAAUUCCUGUCAGUGAUGAAGAGCAAACCAACGUGUCCCACAUCUAUGCCAUCGGAGACAUCUUGGAGGCCAAGUGGGAACUGACCCCUGUUGCUAUCCAAGCUGGCAAGCUGCUGGCACGGCGCCUUUAUGGGGGUUCAACAAUGAAGUGUGACUACGUCAACGUUCCCACCACUGUCUUCACUCCACUGGAGUACGGCUCCUGCGGCCUGUCUGAGGAGAGAGCCACAGAGUUGUACGGACAGGACAACCUUGAGGUAUACCACAGUCUGUUUUGGCCUCUGGAGUUCACUGUGCCUGGCAGGGACAACAACCGAUGCUAUGCCAAGAUCAUCUGCAACAAACUGGACAACGACAGAGUCAUUGGCUUCCACUACCUGGGUCCCAAUGCAGGAGAAGUCACGCAAGGCUUUGGUGCAGCCAUGAAAUGUGGUGCCACAAAGGGCCAGCUAGACGGCACAAUUGGCAUCCACCCGACUUGUGCUGAGGUCUUCACCACCAUGGAAGUGACUAAAAGCUCUGGCGGUGACAUCACCGCGGCUGGUUGCUGAGGUUAAACCCUGCUUGUUUAGCAGGGUGCUCUCAUCGUAACCACUCCCACCCCCGACCCCUCCUCUCUUAGCUCACGCCGUUCACUUGAUUGAGAGGCCUGCUGUUUCUCGGCACAUUCUGCAGCACGGCUGUAAAAAGUACAGCUUGCUCAUUUUGCGUUUGUGGGGAGCUAAGACGAGAGCGGAGGAAGCCAGGGUGCAAACUCACUCUGACUGGUGCUAAUUUGAUAUGAGAGCACUCUGCUUAACAGCGGGGUUACUUGGCUGAUCAUUUACUAGGCUCCAUUAGUGUCCUUCUCUGGGGAGCUAGGGAACACACACACGCCACUCCUCCAGAUGUGUUUGUGUGUGCCUGAGCUGUUAGUGACGUUCUUGCCCGUAACCCAAAACGCUGAGGUGGGCAAGGAUCGAUGUCCCUCUGCAGAAGUUCCUGAUGGUCUGCCAAUCCCUUCGUCCAAACCCUAACUUUUUUCCCCACCCCAAGUGCAAGCAUGGCAUUCAGACUCAUCAAUUGGUAACAAUGUUUGGAAUUGAAACAGUUCGUGCCUCCUAGAAUACUCAAAGGUUGUACAUAGAAUUGUACUGAAUGUCUUCUUGGCUAAUUUAACGCUUGUUUUCCUCUUGGUGUCUGUACAGCCACUUUUUAGGUAUAAUUAGACCAAAAUUACCAUGAAAUCACUCUCUUGAAUGAUACAAUGUACUGAAGGCUGUUUAUAGUGCAUUAGCCUCCUAGAGUGUCCAAUCAUUACUGAGUGUGUAUGGAGAAGAUGUAGCGGACGAGGCUGAAUCGCUUGUUCAUUGGUGUCUCAACUCUCAAGCUUACCUUUCAAGAUAAAAUAAAGAAUCUUUUCAGUA